Messenger RNA from Olea europaea var. sylvestris, 441 nucleotides. RefSeq lists its product as uncharacterized. The transcript has 4 exons. The record is from RefSeq and is a predicted model, not a curated record. Lineage: Eukaryota; Viridiplantae; Streptophyta; Magnoliopsida; Lamiales; Oleaceae. Bases 1 to 441 code for a protein of 146 amino acids.
AUGUCCUUUGGAUAUACCCUCAAUAUUGGACCAAUACUCGCUUUUGCAAAAGUAGUAGGCACGUUUCACUUCAACAUCACUCUUCUCUCAAUUGAUGCUCCUAACUACCGGAUCACAGCUUCAAAAGGACAGGAAUUCCUCAAAGGACAUAUGAUGGAAACAUUUAUAUUGUUAAAUCAAGGAGAUGGAGAAAUCAAGGAAGGUAUUAGUGGAGAUACUCUAAAGAUAUCGCCACCAGAAAACAGAAUGACGAAGAAGGUGUCAAUUACAGCUCUAGUUAUCACCACCGCCUUAUUUAUUUGCUGUGGAUGUUUUGGAUAUGUUGCUUUUGGCAAUGGGUCACCUGGAAAUCUAUUGAUGGGAUUUUAUGUCGGACACACCACCACACAAAUUUUUAAAAAAAUAUUGACAGGGCACAUCGACGACAUGAUUAAAUUUUAG